AUGUCCUCCUCCUCCUCUCCGUCUGAGCCAAGCUCGUCGUCGGGCCUCCCGGCUCGGUGGGUCUCGCUCAACGUCGGCGGGCGUGUGUUUGUCACCACCCACGCCACCCUCACCCUCCACCCAAACUCCUUCCUCGCCUCGCUGUCGACGCUCUUGCAAGACGCUGCCUUUUUCGGCAUCGAGCCGCUGGUCUCGGCUCUUCAGGCCACGCCCGACUUUGCUACUCGCGCUCACUUUGUGGCUGCUCUUGUCUCCUCAGGCUGGGCACCAGCGUCGUCGGAUCAUGUGAGCAGCGGCUCGAGCCGCGCGCUCUCCUCUCGCCGCAUCGUCAUCCCGUCCGAUCCGGCCACAUCCGGCGCUUCCCUCGCCACCCCCCAGGCUGUCAUUGUUGAGUCGGGCGAGACCAAUCCGCGGCUGCCCUCGCUCCGCGGUGUGCGACUCAACGAGCUCGAUCUGGCCUGCCUUGACUUGUCGGGCGCAAACCUGCAGCGCGCGCACCUGACCGGAACCGUCCUCGACCAAGCGCUGAUGGUUGCGGCUGACCUGCGCGACGCGCUCCUGGCCCACGCCUCGCUCGUCGGCACCGCGCUCAGCAACGUCGACGCCCGCAAGGCCUGCCUUCCGCACGCCUCGCUGGACGACGCCAUCCUCAACGAGGCCAACUUUUCGCAGGCUGACCUCUCGCAAGCGUCGCUCGUCUCGGCCUCGGCGCGCAACGCCUACUUUCAGCAGGCUUGCCUCGCCGGCGCGGACCUCUCGUCCGCCAACCUCGAGUACGCCAAGCUGCAGCGCUCGGACCUACGCGGCGCAGACCUGACGGCGGCCGCGCUCGCCAACGCCCGCUUCACCGGCGCAGACCUCCGCGGCGCCAAGCUCGACUGGGCCUCGGCAGACGUCACUGCCUUCCGCUCCGCUCUCCUCACCCACGCCGAGUUUGACGCCAUCGACCUCGACGACGCCACCAAGGCCCGCUUCAAGUUUACCCUCGUUACCGCAGACUACGAGCGCGCUGGCGAGCUGACUGGCACCCACCGCGGCAUCCGCUACGUCGUCAUGGGCACUGCCGCCGAAGGCCUCCGUCUCCGUGCCGAGCCUCGUGGCGACGUCGUUGCCCUCAUCCCCGAGGGCACAGAAGUCGUUGCCACCGGCGACGUCGUCCGCUCGCGCGCGUUUACUUCGUACCACAUUGAGUGGCCCGACCGCGGCCUUGACGGCUGGGUCAUCUCCAUGUUCCUUAACCGCAUCCCCGGCCAGGCCCCGCCCGUCGCCGCCGCCGUCGUUCCCGACUUUGGUCCCGCAGACCCGCGCGAGCCACCCACCAUCGACGGUCCUGGCCGCACACCACCGGCAGAGCUCUCCAUCCGCGACGUUCACGUCACCAUUGACGCCCCGGCCGCGAGCUCAUCCUCUCUGAGCCGUCGCCGCUCGCUCUCGCUCGGUGCCGCCUCCGAUGCCCGCAACGCCGUCCACCGCGCCGGGCGCGGAUAG
Messenger RNA from Thecamonas trahens ATCC 50062, 1488 nucleotides. RefSeq names its product BTB/POZ domain-containing protein. Lineage: Eukaryota; Apusomonadida; Apusomonadidae. The record is from RefSeq and is a predicted model, not a curated record. Bases 1 to 1488 code for a protein of 495 amino acids. The transcript has 2 exons.